UUUCCAUCAAAUAACAAACGCCCUCCUAGACAACCUCCCUCCUCCCUCCUCCCUCCUCUCCCCUCCCUUCAUUCCAUCCAACACACUUAUCUUACUGCCUCAACGGGUCGAGCUGCGUAAGAGAGAGCUGCGUGGCAAAGUUGUCGCAUACUCCUCACAGCUGAUGGUGGUGGAGGCUACGUACCCUACCUGUGGGACGAAAGCAGCAAAGCUCCGUCACCGUUGACAUGGAAAUUUUUUCCCCGUGAUUUUUAAUUCGUGCAUGGUCCUUUUUUUUCCCCCUUGCCUACGAGAGGUCCGUCUAGUCCAAUGCCGGGAUCCCACUGCGGUACUAGGGUACAUAUACCUAUGUACCCUAGUACAUCUCUCGGCCCGCUCAUAGACCAUGGUAAUCUGUGAUUGGUUGUGAGCUUAUCAGCGCCCACCUAAUGGAAUUCCUCAAUCCUGCUCUAUCUUCUAUAUCUUUAUCUCUCUAUCUCUAUCUCUAUCGAUCAAUCCACCUAAUCUAUCUCUUCCUAUCGAUACAUCAUCUCCGUGGAUGUCCUCUACCCAGUCAAAUCCCCCAUUCACCUUCUGAACGUCUCCUACAUUACCUAGGAGCGAGAUGAUGGCAUCGCAUCCUACCACCGCUUCUGCGGCUGCUAACCACGAGAUCCAAUCCACACAGCCGACCUGUCAGAAUUGCGGUACUUCGACCACUCCGCUAUGGCGCCGCGACGAGAUGGGCUCGGUUCUAUGCAAUGCCUGUGGCUUGUUCCUGAAGUUGCACGGCCGCGCGCGCCCGAUAUCGUUGAAGACCGACGUUAUCAAGAGCCGAAACCGCGUCAAGACAAUGCGACCGGACAUGCAGGUGAAGAAGAAGCAGAGCCUCCCUGCAGCCGCCAGCACCAACGGUAAUGGCUUUCAAGUCCACGACAGUGCGACCGCUGCUGCACUCGCUGUCGUCCGCGCAACCCAACAAAAAGCAACCAACGGAAAUGGCCACGGUACAGACUCGCCCGUGUCGCGCACUGCGACCCCAACUCUAUAUGACCCCCAUCUGACUGCGUUCCAAGUUAUGGAUCAUUUCCAAUCUGAUCUCCCCCAGUACCCUCUCCCCGGUGGUUCUCCCGGCCACGAGGCGUCCCCAAUGAACGGUGACCAGCCGCCCAUGGAGGUCCCCCAGACCCAUGAGCAGCUUUUGGCCGCCAACUCGAGCCUGAAGACGCGCGUUAGCGAGCUGGAGCUGGUCAUCGAGCUGUAUCGAGGCCGAUUGCAACAAUUGGAACAGGACAACCAGACUGCCGACAACUACCGUCAUUCGGCCGAGGUGUCUGCGAAGGAGGCUGCUACGGAGCGCAUGCAACGCGAAGACAUUCAGCGGCAGCUGGAGGAUAGCCAUCGGCGGGAGAACAACCUGAAGAGACGAUUGGAUGAGAUGGAGCAGGAGAAUCAGGAGCUGAAGGGCAAGUUAGAAGACUCGGAAUCCGAACGGGCAGCGAAGAAGCCGAAGCUCGACGAAACAAAAGCCGAAGAGACGGAGGUUCCAAUGCCGCAGUCCGCCUCUUAGGCAACUAACGGCGCGUCCGUUUUGUUUCAUUUUUCGUGUCAUACCUUGCCGAUACCUUCCUGCAAUCCAUUCCUAUUCUACCUGUAUCAGUACUUUAGUAGUAUUGUUUCCCUUGGGAUUUCCUUGGUGCAGAAGUCGAGAGGUAGGAAAGGUACGGUGGUACUUGGAGGGCUUGGGUCGACUUGUGGCUUCUCUAAUCAUAGGUGGAUGUGGGACGGUAUAUCAAGCCGCGACGGCUCGUCGGGUCCAUACGUGUUCUUACGUAGUGGAUUGGGGGUUAUCUUUCAUGACGAUGAGGAGGGGUGAAUGGCUUGGUCUUCGAUGGCUAUCAGACUCGAGGUAGCCCGCGAGGAGGAAAUAGGGAGUACGAAUGGAGUUCUACAGGAGUUACCAAAGCUCGCCGGGCAUUACGUGCUGCCGGCUAAUGGUCAAUAAAAGUUGAUUGCGUUUCCCGACGAUGAUUUCAUA
This is a messenger RNA of Durotheca rogersii, 2017 nucleotides long. RefSeq lists its product as uncharacterized. Lineage: Eukaryota; Fungi; Ascomycota; Sordariomycetes; Xylariales; Xylariaceae. The record is from RefSeq and is a predicted model, not a curated record. The coding region runs from base 605 to 1549 and encodes 314 amino acids. The transcript is spliced from 2 exons. Gene Ontology annotation, molecular function: RNA polymerase II cis-regulatory region sequence-specific DNA binding; zinc ion binding; DNA-binding transcription factor activity, RNA polymerase II-specific. Gene Ontology annotation, biological process: positive regulation of transcription by RNA polymerase II; negative regulation of transcription by RNA polymerase II.